AAAGGGAAGGGGUCUCAAAGGAAGGGAGGGAGAGAAAGAGAUCGAGAGUUUGAAAAAGAAGAAAUGGCGGCAACAAGCGACGAGGAAAUGGAUUUGCUGCUUUCCUCUUUCGAUCAGAUAUACAAUGACGUAAAGAGUGGAAUUGCACAGAUGCAAAUGCUGCAAUCAAACUGUAAUGCCGAAGUCAGGAAUCGAGAAGCGCUUCAACUCACUGCAAACAGCCUUAAAUUAGAUAACCAGAGGCUGGCAAAGUUAUAUACGGGAUUGCUUAACAAAUUGGCUGAUCAGCUUGAACGACGUACCAGUUGCCAGAGCUUGAAAGAAGAACUGGAGACAGUUAGAGAUGAUCAUCGUAGGAAAGAAAAUGAAUACAGGAAUGCCAUGGAAUUGCUUCAACAAGAUUACGCAGGAAAGAUUGAAGAUUUGGAGAAUCAGAUCAGAGGCUUUCAAGUUCAGAAGACAGCAGAUGAUGGAACUAUCAAACAACUGCAUGAAGAUGUGGUUGUGCAUAAAACCCAUUCAGAAUCUCUAAGUAACAGGUUGAAACGAGUUCAUUUUGAUGUGGAAACCCAAUAUCAUCACGAGAUUCAGGAUUUGAAGGAUUGCCUUAUGAUUGAACAGGAAGAGAAGAAUGAACUAAACAAGAAGCUCCAGAAUUUGGAAAAAGAAUUGCUAAUUAGCAGAACAAAGCUAGCCGAGCAUCACCGAGAUACCACCUCAAAUCGACAUGUUGAGACACUGAAGCAGAAAAUCAUGAAACUGAGAAAGGAGAAUGAGGUCCUCAAAAGACAGGUACAUGGUUUGAAAGAGGGCUAAAAGGUGCAGGGUUUCAUAAUAGUUGAGUGUUACCACAAACUCCACAAAGCAUCCAGUGGUGUUUGUUCUGUGAUUCGAAGCCGUGCUUUUGUGAGGAAAGGAAAAAAAAAAACAGCUGUGCUUUCUGUGGAUAGAAAUGUUGUUCACAAUUGAAUCCUUCUUCCCAGUUCAAUAGCCUGAAUGAUGGUUGGAGUUAGGGAGACCAGAGUCUGCUGUAGUGCUAUGGAAUGUUUUGUUCUAGACAAAAAGAAUACAACUUCUUGUAUUGAUAGCUAAAGAAGAGAGAGUCUUAAACAUAAGGUAAUUUUUUUGUUUAGCUAAAUCUUUUGUCUGGUA
Molecule: messenger RNA, 1152 nt
Organism: Rhododendron vialii
Lineage: Eukaryota; Viridiplantae; Streptophyta; Magnoliopsida; Ericales; Ericaceae
Product: protein At-4/1
Exons: 8
Coding region: 64-816 (250 amino acids)
Source: RefSeq, a predicted model, not a curated record